This is a messenger RNA of Penicillium maclennaniae, 996 nucleotides long. RefSeq lists its product as uncharacterized. The coding region runs from base 1 to 996 and encodes 331 amino acids. The transcript has a single exon. The record is from RefSeq and is a predicted model, not a curated record. NCBI's taxonomy places the organism in Eukaryota, Fungi, Ascomycota, Eurotiomycetes, Eurotiales, Aspergillaceae.
AUGGGUGCAUUCCGAGGGUUCAUCUAUGGGUUAACCGCCAGUGCGCGGCAAUUAAUGGUCGACUAUGUAUUGAUGUGCCGACCCGACCAGAUUCCCGUGAUCCCAUGGGACCGCAUGGCGGACGAUUUCAACCAGCCCAAGGCGGGGUGGAGUUUUUUGCAAGAUCCACGCACGUCGUGGCCGGUCAAUGGGGCCCAGUGGAUGUCCGAUCGAGUGCGUACGGAGCGUCCAUUGCAGCAGUUAUUCAUCCACGCGGAUGAAGGGCGGUGCAGUAUCGAUGGCAUCAAACGGUUUUUUGGGUUCGUCAACGAUUUCAAGGAGAAGUUAGCCGUAUUAGUCCAUAUCACCAGCGGACAGCCGGCGCGAGGGCCCGAGUUGUUGAGUAUUCGUUAUCGUAACACGGCCGCCGGGGGACAGCGAAACGUGUUCAUCGAAGAUGGAUUAGUGGCAUUAGUCACGCGGUACCACAAAGGGUUUUACGCCAGCGGGGACGCCAAGGUGAUCCAUCGGUAUGUGCCCCGCGAAGUGGGCGAGUUGAUCGUGUGGUAUUUAUGGUUGGUAUUGCUAUUUGUCGAGCAAUUACAGGCGUAUUAUCAGCAGAAAUGCCAGUCACCCGCCAUUCCCGACACCCAGGCUAGUAAGUUAUGGGGAAUCGAUACCGGGACCGAACGAGAGUGGACGUCGGUGCGUUUGAAAGAGGCAUUAGUUCGGGAAAGUAAGAUGCGAUUACACCAUGGAUUAACGUUAGCCGCAUACCGAGAUAUUGCUAUUGCUAUUAGCCGACGGUAUUUUAGCAAUACCAAACCGUUUCCGUAUAACGUCCGCGAGGAUGGGACCGAGGUUAUGGCCGACGACGAGGAGAACGAGGAUGCCAUGGACGAUGAGCAAUGGAUUCGCUAUGUCGCCGAUUUGCAAGCCGCGCACACCACGCACGUGGCCGAGAUGGUAUACGGACGGAUGAUGAGCCAGCAGCAGGGAACCACGGCAGGCCGAUAG